Egretta garzetta (little egret) is the source of this 1900-nucleotide messenger RNA. It is a transcript of the gene PHF10, whose product is annotated as PHD finger protein 10. The coding region runs from base 389 to 1882 and encodes 497 amino acids. NCBI's taxonomy places the organism in Eukaryota, Metazoa, Chordata, Aves, Pelecaniformes, Ardeidae. The transcript has 12 exons. The record is from RefSeq and is a predicted model, not a curated record. Gene Ontology annotation, cellular component: npBAF complex.
ACCUGUAAGUUAGCUUCUAAAUGUUCCCUUGUAAUAGCUUUGUUCUGAAGAUGACAUUUAUCUUCUGUAUCUGUUGCGAUACAACUUCAGUUUUUCUCUUCCCCCCUGUUUCCCCCAAAAGACAAGUCUUUGCUACUUGCUGUAAUCAUAUAUUUUUGUAAACCGUAUACCAUUCUUUUUAUUUUAACUGUAUCUCCAUAAACUCCUGUGUUGCUUUUGGUAAUAUUUCCCCUUGAUUUAUAAGCAUCAGCUCUCAGCAAGGGCUUGGUGGUUUUGCUCUGCCCUUGCUGUUGCUUUUGAGAGCUAGCCUGAUGAAGUGAAUUAGUCUUGUCCCUGACUGUCACCAGUGAGGGAGGUUUGCUGGCUUUACAGCUGUCUGGCCGUGCUGAUGCCACAGGUAGUUUACAUCAAGAACAAUGAACUUGGUGGUCAGAGAGAGCCACAGCUCUGCCUGUUCAGUCCUCCACCUAUGCAACAGGAUGACACAGAAGAAAAUUCCAAUGACGGCAGCCAGCCAUCCAAAAGACGACGUAUGGGCUCAGGGGACAGUUCUCGGAGCUGUGAAACUUCUAGUCAGGACCUCGGAUAUAGCUAUUUUCCUGAUGAAAACUUGAUAGAAUACAAGUGGCCACCAGAUGAAACAGGAGAAUACUAUAUGCUUCAGGAGCAAGUCAGUGAAUAUUUGGGCGUGACUUCCUUUAAAAGAAAAUAUCCAGAAAGACGAGAUCUAUCUCACAAGGAGAAACUCUACCUCAGAGAACUAAAUGUUAUCACGGAGACUCAGUGCACACUAGGUCUAACAGCUUUGCGUAGUGAUGAAGUAAUUGAUCUUAUGAUUAAAGAAUACCCUGCCAAACAUGCCGAGUAUUCUGUUAUACUGCAAGAGAAAGAACGUCAGCGAAUAACAGAUCAUUAUAAAGAGUACUCUCAAAUGCAGCAGCAGAACACACAGAAAGUAGAAGCCAGUAAAGUUCCAGAAUAUAUUAAAAAAGCUGCCAAGAAAGCUGCAGAAUUCAACAGCAAUUUAAACCGAGAGCGGAUGGAAGAAAGAAGAGCCUAUUUUGAUUUACAGACACAUAUUAUCCAGGUGCCUCAAGGAAAGUACAAAAUCUUACCUACAGAGAGAACAAAGGUUAGUCCUUAUCCAGUGGCUCUCAUACCCGGCCAGUUCCAGGAAUACUACAAAAGAUACUCUCCAGAUGAACUUCGUUACUUGCCGUUAAACACAGCUCUUUAUGAACCUCCUUUGGAUCCAGAGCUACCUGCUUUAGACAGUGAUGGAGAUUCAGAUGAUGCAGAGGAAGGGCGAGGUGAUGAAAAACGGAAACCCAAAGGCAAUUCGGACAAUUCGUCUGGCAAUGUAUCUGAAGGUGAUUGCGCCACAGACAACCAGGAGGAUUCUUUUCAGGGAAGACAAAAAACAAGAGACAAAAGUGCUACUCCAAGAAAAGAUGGUUCCAAACGUUCUGUAUUAUCCAAAUCAGUUCCUGGGUACAAGCCAAAGGUCAUUCCAAAUGCUAUAUGUGGAAUUUGUCUGAAGGGUAAGGAGUCCAACAAGAAAGGAAAAGCUGAAGCUCUUAUACAUUGCUCCCAGUGUGACAACAGUGGCCACCCUUCUUGCCUUGAUAUGACCCCGGAGCUUGUUGCUAUGAUUAAGACUUACCCUUGGCAAUGUAUGGAGUGUAAAACAUGCAUUAUAUGCGGGCAGCCUCACCAUGAAGAAGAAAUGAUGUUCUGUGACGUAUGUGACCGUGGUUAUCACACUUUUUGUGUGGGGCUUGACGCCAUCCCUUCAGGUCGCUGGAUUUGUGAUUGUUGUCAGAAAGAGCCUCCCGUACCCAGAAGAGGAGGAAGAAGGGGGAAAAACAGCAAGGAGGGCUAAAAAAAAACCCCAAAAAAC